UUGAAUUUCUUUGUUUGGUGAUUCCUUCCACUAAUGGCUGCUUUCUCUGUGACAAACACCACUUCGCCAUCUUCAUGCCUUCUUCAACCACACCCCUCCUCAUCUUCAUCCUAUCCACUUGUAUUUCUAUCCUUACCUCUGCUUCAUGCUUCUGCUCUUUCUACCAACUUUCUUUUGCGCUUUUUAUGUUUAAAAUUGUUAUGUGUCUAAAAUUUAGGUCUCACUGCCAUAUAAUCGAAAAUUUGGGGUUUCCGGGAUGCUGGGACUUCCCUUCAAUUGGAGGAGGAGGUAUUGGAUUUGCUAUCUGAGCCUGUUUUUAUUGUGAUUUUUCAACUUGGUAGCAAUUUGGGAAUUGUUUCAACUUCUGGGGCGUGCUUGAUUGGAGUGAAAGUGUGAAAUGUUAAUGUAUCUAAACUUUAUUAUAAGUAUUAGCAAGUGAAUAACUUAGUUUCUUAAGCAUUUUGUCAGGGUUCCUUUCUUGACCAUGUGCAUGGAUUGAUAAAAAGCACUUUGGGAAUCUCUACCUAUUGAAAGGAAUUACCCUCCAGCGGAGAACUUCAAUGCGUGCAGUCAAUCAAAAUGCUGAAGAAGCAACUCUUGAAACUGAUAGUCCAAUCCGAAAAACAGAUUCUUACCAAGAUGGAAGAACAACUACUUCCACGGUGUGGGACCCAAGUAUUGAAGCCUGGUCUCAAUUCGCGAGGAGAGUCUCUGGUGAGUGGGAUGGAUUUGGAGCAGACUUCAGUAAUGAAGGAAAGGCAAUUGAACUACCCGAGUCCGUGGUGCCUGAAACAUACCGGGAGUGGGAAGUUAAAGUAUUCGAUUGGCAGACUCAGUGCCCCACUCUUGCUGAACCAGAUGAACGUCUUCUUCAAUAUAAAUCCAUUCAGUUACUUCCAACUGUGGGAUGCGAGGCUGAUGCUGCUACACAGUACAGCGUGGAUGAGAGGAAAGUGGGAGAAGGAAUUAGUGGACUUACUGCCUUUGCUUACCAAUCCAGUGGUUCUUAUGUUGCUGUCUGGCAAAAGAAAGAUAACAUACUAGAGUUGGAGUGCUGCAUGUUCAAUCCUCAAGAUUGUGAAUCUCGGGUUAGAGUUAUACAGUUUAUCCAUGUAUUAAAUAACACAGAGUUGGUGCUACAGGGUAUUAGAGUAUUUCGUGAGCAGUGGUAUGGGCCAUUCAGAAAUGGUGAUCAACUAGGAGGUUGUGCUAUACGUGAUUCUGCCUUUGCUUCUACCGCACCCAUGAUUGCUUCUGAUGUUGCUGGUAUCUGGAAGGGAUCUACUGCUGUCGCCAGUUUUAGCACUUCAAAUACUGGGAUCUUUCAAGAGCUUUUUGAUGAGAAAGUACAGGACUCUGUCAGAGAUGGAGACAGCAACAUAUUACUUCCGAAGCAGCUGUGGUGUUCACUUAAACAAACAAAGGAAGGUGAAACACUGAGUGAAGUGGGAUGGCUUUUAGAUCAUGGACAGGCAAUCACAUCAAGUUGCUUAUUCUCAAAGACUGCAAAGCCACAGGAAAUAUCAAUAGCAUUAGAAACUAGAGCUUUGGAAUAUGCAUAGCCGGCUAUAUUGGCAACCCAUUCUGACCCAAAUUUCUCCAUCCUAAAGGACAGUACUAUCCAAGGUGAUUUAUUCAAAUAUGAAUAGUUAUAAUUAAGAGAUAGAAAGAAAAAGGAAAGAAGAGAGAGGUGUCUAAGAUUUUACUUAUAAACUAAAAGCUUUCCGUAUAUAUAAUUUAUAUUUCAUGGCAAAUGUUUAAUCAUAUUUACUGUUUUUUUUUAA
Molecule: messenger RNA, 1784 nt
Organism: Vigna radiata var. radiata (mung bean)
Lineage: Eukaryota; Viridiplantae; Streptophyta; Magnoliopsida; Fabales; Fabaceae
Exons: 5
Coding region: 561-1562 (333 amino acids)
Source: RefSeq, a predicted model, not a curated record